Molecule: messenger RNA, 6660 nt
Organism: Volvox carteri f. nagariensis
Lineage: Eukaryota; Viridiplantae; Chlorophyta; Chlorophyceae; Chlamydomonadales; Volvocaceae
Exons: 28
Biological process (GO): regulation of microtubule cytoskeleton organization; cilium assembly; intraciliary transport
Cellular component (GO): intraciliary transport particle B; centrosome; axoneme
Molecular function (GO): microtubule binding
Source: RefSeq, a predicted model, not a curated record
CUCAUUUCGGAGCAGCCUUGGACGGCCAGUAAGCGGCGGCAGCUGCUGACAGCGUACCUGCAGGCCAAGGUGGAAGCCGAGGACCCUAACCUAGCUUCAGAGGGGGCCCACGGCUUUUGGGAGCUCUCCAUUAACAAGGAGCACCACGUAGACUUCCGGAUAGAUCGCUUGGCGGCUCUGCUCAACCGCUUGUCCGCACCCAACCUGGAGGUAGCCACCACCACUGCUGCAGCGGUAUGGGGCCUCGCCACCACUGCACUCAGCCGCAGGGCCCUCGCCGACCUGGACAUCGUCUCCCUGCUGCUGUCUAAUCUGAAGCGGUCGCUGAAAAUGCCGGUCAUUCCGGAUGAAGCUACGAUUGCGGCCGCGGCAGCGGCGGCAGCGGCUGCCGCUGCCGCCGCUGGACCAGCGGCUGCUGUGGCAGCGGCGGCGGCAGCCGCUACCGCCUCCACCAGCGGCUCCGCGACCAAUAACGCGGUACCGGAGGCGCAGCGCAACCGCUUCCAGUCUUUUCUCCUGGGGGCGUUAAGCGUGUUGCUGAUUGACCGCAACUGCCGGAGGGCUUAUGUGCAGCAGGAGCCGGAAUUCGGGACGCUGUUCACCUUGGCGAAGAAUUUGGACGGCUACGCGCCCGACGCCGCGGCGGCGCGGCGGGAGGCGUCGGCGAAGCUGUUGACGACAAUGGUGCAGCGCGACGCGGAUGCGCGGCGCAGCCUCAUUGCCAGCGGGGCGCUACGCAGCGUCAUAUCGCUGCUCAAUCCCAAGGCGAGUGGCCCUGGCGAGUCCAUGAUUCAGUUCUGUGCGGCCUCCCUGCUGGCCACCAUGGUGCUGGAUGACGACGCCAUGGAGCUGAUCCGGGACCGGGGGGAGGCGCCCCUCAUGUUCGAGGCGUGUAUCGUGCUGCUGCACAGCACGCUGAGCAAGCUCAAGCGGGAGGUGGCGAGAUUCUACGGCCAGCUCACACCGGAGGAGAUGGAGGCCACUCCGGCCUUCGACGUGGAGCUGGGGGUGCGACUGGCGGAGGCGGCGUCUCAGGCGAUGUGGGGUAGCGCCCACUACUGCGUGAUGAUGGACCCCAUUCAGGUCAAAAUGGAGCACAUCUCGCAGCUGGGGGUUAUGGGCAUGGACUGCUACAACACCGUUGCACUGCCGCUCUCCCGCGUGGCCCACUGCAUCACCGCCUCGCUGGCCACCCUCUCCGCCAACCCCGACGCUGCAACCCUCAUUAUGAACUCGCCCGGCGACGUGGCGCUCAACUUCCUGAUGGCCAUGCUAGAUGCCAUCGAGACGCAGAACUUUGAGCAGGCGGGUCACGUCAAGGCGUCGGCGUGUGCGGGCGUGGCGUUCCUGGCGUGUCACCCCAUUGGUGCCGAGGGCGACGAGUGCAUGUAUGGGCCCUUCCGUGCCAAGCUGCUGGCGAUGGGCGCUUUCGGAGCGCUGCUGCGGGCGGCGCUGAGCAGCGUCAUGGAGUCGGACUGCGACCGUAUCAUACAGCAGGCUGCCGCCAUUGGUCUGAUGUACCUGUCCACCAUGGCGGGUGCCGUGGACCCCGCAGAGCUGGCCAUGUACGCGGCGCUGCUGACGGACAGCGACAACAGCGAGAUGAUCGAGUUCCUCAUGGCGGGAAUGUGGAUCCUGCUGCGUAACGGAAACAACAGAAAGGUCCUCGGCACGUCCUUCAACCCCUCGCCCGCGAACCAGCUGGCCAAAAAUAUGAUCAACAAGCUGAAUGACGCCAUUACAUUGCACGAAAUUAAUGACGAGGUAGCUGCUAAGACGGCCAAGCUGCGCCAGGUGGUAUCGGCUGGGGCGGAGUCAGCCACGACACAGCGGUCUGCGGCGGACGGCAGCGUGUACGACGGCCAGGAAGGCGGCGACGCUACGGGCCGUGAUGCCGGCGCCGAGGGAGUUGACGGCGACGCCGCCGCCGCCGCGGCCAUGGAAGAUACGGAGGAGCUGGACCGACAGCAGCAGCUGCAAGGGGAGGAGGCGAUGGCGGCGGGAGGCGCUGAGGACCGGGCAGCGGCCGAUGCAGCGGCCGGGGAAGAAGCGGCCGGGGCAAAUCAGGAAGGCGACGCUGCGGCAGUGGAGGAGGGUGCCAUGGAGGCGACGGCCUUUGGACUUGAAAUUGAGCCGACGCCGCCGCCGGUUGCGUCCGAGCCGAGUGCAAUUGAAGCAGAAGAUGGCGCCGGCGUUGUCAUUGGCGGCGGCGGCAGCAGCAGCCGCUUGCCGACGGCCCCAGGCUCCACCACUGCUCGUAGCGAUCGAGCACGAGGGCACUCCAGCACGCGCUCUCGCGAGGGUGAUUCCGGAAGUCAUGAGCGGCCCUUCCCUGGAGCCAUGAUGAUCCAUCGCAGCGAGUCACGGGACCGAGUACGGCGCAAGGCGGAGGUCAUGAAGGGCCGCAUGCAGCAGCUUGAGAAGCGGUUCGACAAGCAGCUCAAGGACAACUGGGGCUUGGAGACGCUGGUGUCUGUGGGGGAGUCCUGGCUGCCGGCCAUGCUGGAUCAGGACGAGGACGGCGAGGCCACCGACGUUCCCGUGCUCAAGCUGUUUGAAUUCCUGGUGGCGUCCAUCUGUAUGUUCAUGGUGGAUGAUGACGGGGUUCCGGAGCGCAGGGAGCUGGACGUCUUCCGACUGUCAGCACCGGAGGGGGCACGACACAAGACUUGGUGGACCGUGGACGUGCGCGCACCCGAGUCGGACGGCAGCGUGGACUCCGACACGGAACGAGCGCUGCGCAUUCUAUUGCAGAUCCUCGGCAUGCAUCUGUCGGCCGCGUGGAAGUCCAUGCAGCUAGGCGUGUUGACGCUUUGGAACGCCUGCUGCCGCCACCCAAACAUGGAGCGCCACGUGGUGGAGCGCGGCGUGGCACUGAAGCUGCUCAUGGUGAUCAACAACCCCUCCUGGCCGCCUUCCCUGCGAGAGAUCUCCGCCGGCUGCCUGGAGUUCUUCCAGGAGCGUUGGUCCAACCUGCAGACGUUUGGGUCCGGUGAGCCGCACCUGAUGCCGGCGGGGCUACCGGCGGAGGUGUCCGGACUCACCGUGGGUGCUCGUCCAACCGACGGCGUGGUGCCCUACACGGCGGCCAUGUCCUUCCUCCGCGAGGCGAAGGCCGUCGCCACGGCGCUGGGUGCUGUCGAGGCCCUUGUGGCGCUCAUGAAGCGCCUAAAUAGGCGGUACCAGGAUUUGGGGCCAGCUGGCGCGCUGCCGGGCACGUUCCGCCCGGGGGCGGCGUCAGCCGCUACCGCCGCCGGAGGCAGGAUUUACUCCCCCGGCGAGGAGAACCCCGCCAUUUUUGAGCGCGACAUGCACAACUUGGAGGCAGUUCAGGAUAUUUACUUUGUGGCCAUGGCGGCGUUGCUCAACAUGUCGGUCCUGCGCGCCAACCAAGUGCCCGUUGCGCGGCGGGGCCUGCUGGUGCUGUUGGGCACCAACACCGUUUUCUAUAAUCGGGUAGUCGCGCUGCGCGCGCAGCACCCGCACAACCGCACCCGCAUGUACAAGGCAGAGCUCAAGGGCAGUGUCGCUCUGGACAAGGUCAUAGAAGCCGCCACCGAUGUGGACGAAAAGACCCUCACCGCCGCGUCCUUCCUGCCCUCCAUCUCCAGCGCGCUUUCCAUCUCCGCAUCGCCCAGCGCCAUGUCCGUUGUCUCUGCAGCACCGCGGCUGGUCUCCGGAGGCGGUGGCGGCAACAAGGCCGGCGGUCGGGCCGGGCCGGCUGCGACUACGGCUGUGGCCAGCAGUCGUGUGGCCGGGGCGCUCACACCCAAUCCUAGCUCUGCGCGGAUGGUCAGCCCGUCACGACGAGCGCUGUCCAGCCCUAAAACUUCACCCAACGGCAUGAUCCUGAACAACAGCAUCGACACGGCACUUGCGAGCAGUGUGCGCCCCAAGGUGGUGUUCCCGCCAAUCUGCGAGCGCAGCAGCUUUGAAACGGGGCAGCCGCAGCGCUACCCGAGCGCCGGCGGGGCAAGCAAUGGCCCGGCAAACCGGGCAGGCAGCACGCACAGCACGAGAAGCGGCAUGGCAGACGACAACGGCGUGGAGGCGGCGGAGGUCAGCGAUAGCGGCGCUUCCACCUUGCGACAUGUGCCCGUCACGGACUCCCGGUACCGCUUCCUCUCCUGGAUCGACAACACGCUCAACGAAAUCGAACCGACGAGCUCUUCCAUGACUUUCCCGGGUCGAGGGAAGGGCGCCGGCGCCGCCUCCGUCGCUGCCGACGACCGCACCGUCUCCGCCAGCCGCGCGCCCACGCACCGCAAGCCGUUGUGGGACGAGAACGGCGAGUGGCUGCCCAACGAGCCCGAGUCCUUCAAGGCGCUCAACAAGCUGCUAGCACGGCCGCUGAGUCACCUGUGGCAGGAGAUGCCGGAGCACAGGGCGCGGCAGGGCAGGCAGCGUUGGGAGCCCAUAGUGUCCGAGUACCGGGAACUGCAAUCUGACAAGCCCCUCACGCGCCCCGCCGCCAAGCUGUUGUCCACAUUGCCGCCCAAGGACCAGGAGGAGCUGCUGGACGGCAGCCGUGCUGGAUCCGGCGGCGGUGUCGGCGGCGGCGGCCUGGGCUCGAUUGCGGAUGAGUUUGGAUUUGCGCCUCCGCCUUCCAGCGGUGGCGCUGACGGUGCCGCCGGCGGCGGCCGCGUCAACGGCGGCACGCCGCAGCAGCCGCUGCCGCCAUCCAGCAUGGCGAGCGUCCUGGCUGGGGAGUUCAGCAUGGAUAUCACCAAGCCGUCGCCGUCAGCUGCGUCGUGGACUGACGGGCCGCCUCACCGGCCGUCCACGAGGGAGCGGGAGAACGGGCGGGUGGGCCUGACGGUACUGCAGGCGGCACCGGACGUGCUGGCCGCCACGGCAGCGCGCAAGGCAGCUGAAGCCGCCGCCGCCGCCGCUACGCACUUUGGCGGCGUGGGCAUGGACAUCAAUACGGACGGCGACGGCGCCGCCAGCGACGGUGAGGGCACCGGGCGCAAGCCGGUGCCGCUCAAGGUUUGCUUACACCCCCGCAGGCCUCGACAAGUCAUUACCUUUGAGGACCGCAUUAUUGUGGACGCGGCCUCUACACGACCUACCCUGACGCUCUUUGAGCACGUAGAGGGGUCUAAGGUUUCGGAGGGGCUUUUCCCGUCCUACAUCCUGCCUAACGGUAAACGCGCGCACAUGUACUACAGCGGCGGUACGCUACUGGACGAGGCGCUGCAGCAGACGAUGCCGCUUGCCAACGUGCUCAACCUCAUCGCCAAGCCACCCGGCAGUGCGCCGCCGUUCAUCCCGUACAAGCCCGUGCCGCGGCUGGUACCGCUGCCGUCCAUGCACACGGUGACUGUGAAGCGGCCCGACCAGCUGGUGGCGGAGGCGUUCGGUGACCUGCGGGAGGACAACCUGCAGCUGGUCAUCCAGGCCAAGAAGAUCAUCAAGACGCAGACCACCACGCGCGUGGAAAACAUUGAAAUCAAGCCCCAGGAGGAGAGGGAGCCGUGGACGCUGCCCAACUCCAUCUUCAAGAACCGUGUCAAGGAGUGCGACGCGCGGGCGUUUUACGAUGCACACCAGGUGGAGGAGCGCAUGUUUGAGCGCGACUGGCAGCGCGCCUGCUCCAAGGAGAAGUUCACCAGCAUGAUGUCACGAGAAAACAAGGCCAACAAGGAGGGCAAGGACGAGAAGGUGGCCAUCAAGGAAAUCCACGACGUGCUGCUAAGGCACUGGCCGCAAGUGUACGGCGCCUACGUGUACUACGCCGCUGGCGGCACUGGCGACCCCUACCACAUGUCGCUCAAUGCCUUCACCACGUUUCUGGAUGAUUGCGGCAUAGCCGACCCCGAGUCGCAGUACUGCAAACGAUCUGAUUGCGACACCAUCUUCAUUGUGUGCAACUUCCAGCCGGACAAGAAGAGCGCCGAAGCGGCGGUCAACAUGGAAAACGCCAUGAUGCGAUACGAAUUCCUGGAGGCUAUUGUGCGACUGGCCAUCGCCAAGUACGGCAAGGGCCAACAAACCGACGAUCUGGGUACCGCUGUGACGAUGCUCAUCGAGCGGAACAUUCUUCCCCACCUCGUGCCCGGGGCGCUGCUCAACUCCAACACCUUCCGUACAGAGAGGCUGUACCACGAGGAGGUGGACCAGGUGUUCAAGAAGCACAGCGUGCUGCUCAAGGCGCUGUACAGCCGCUACCGCCUCAAGCCCGUGGGGGGCGGUCUGCGGCCCAAGGUGCUCAAACUGGACGGCUGGCUGCAGUUCGCGUCGGAUGCGCAAAUCAUUGACAGCCAGUUCACGCUGCAGGACUCCGCGCUGUCGUUCUUGUGGGCACGCAUGUACGUGAUCGACGAAAUUAAGGACUAUGCGCGCUACACCUGCCUCUCCUUCACCGACUUCCUGGAGGCGCUUGGCCGCGUGGCGGACAUGAAGUCGCUGCCCUCCUCGUCCGACCUGGACAUGGCUGGCUACGACAACGUCCUCGACACCCCCAAGACGCGACCACUCUACCUCAAGCUGGAGAUGUUUCUGGACCUGGUAUUUCGGCGGCUAUACUGGGACCCGUCGCAACCGGAGGUACCCUUCAACUACGAUGGCCUGCUCAAGCUUAUCAAGAAGAUCGACAAGGAGCUGGGCCCGACUUAUGCGGUGACCUGGAAGCCCGGGGCAUCGCUGCGGGUGGAUUGA